AGUCCUUUGGCUGAUGUGAGAGGCCACGCAGAAAGCGAUGGAGUUGCUUUCUGUGCUCGACAAAAGUGCUUAGAUAGAAGACAGGGGCUCCCGGCUGGGAGGAGGGAGGCGAGCUGAAGAUCCCUGCCCGGGCUGGCUCAUCUAAGCAGUCAAAGUGGGAGCUGAGUGCUUGAAAGAGGACUGUGCUCGCACUAGAAAUAAGCAGUAAGUGAGCGAAUAACCACCUUGGUGCAGAAAAGGCUUAAUCCCCGCGGGGGUUAUAGGGUAAACUAGGAAAUAAUUAUUUAACUCUAGAGUAAAACUGUAAGAAAUCUGCGUACAGUGUGUGCUGUUUGGAGACUAGGGUUUUAAAUACAGAAUCAGAGCUCUAAAUUCCUCCUCCCACUUUUGGAAAAUGCCAACUUCUGAUUUCAGUAGUUGGAGUUAUUAUACUCUCCUUUCCUGACCUCGCCUCUCCCUAGGAAAAUCUACUGCUGUAUCAGAUAAAGAGUUGGGAUUAAAUUGGAAAGGUGGGAUGCUGGUAUUGGCAGAAACUGCAGCCUUGAAUUAUGUUCUAUGAAUUCGGAUAUUUUUGUAUCAAUUAGCACUGAUUUGCUAAUCACAAGAAAAUCUGGGGUGGGGCAUUAAAAAGGAAAAGUUGAGAGCUUUUAGGACAAAGAGGCUGAAUAGUCCUUAUGUGUGGGAUGAGAUAUAAAAAUGUAUAUAAUUAAUAAUAGUUGUUUAAAAAAAAGUAUUAAACUAGAACAGCAUGUCAGAAUAUUGUGCUUAGAUAAAAAUUAGUUAGAAAAGAAGAUAUUUUUGUUUCAAUGACUUUUUGUGGUAGCCUAAAUGUUCACAAUGCUUACAAAGACAAGACAGUGACUCAGGGAUACUUCUAUGAUUGUCAUACAUUAUAAAUACUAUUGCUGGGCAAAAUCUGUGGUUCUCUGGUCAGCAAGUUCUGGCAAUGAAGCCACUGCCUCUGCUGCAAAGAAUUCUGGGAUGUCUGACAGUGACAUGGAUGGAAGGACCCACAUUCCAUCUCUACUUAAUGUCCUUGUGUCCGGAAAUCGAGUCAUGCAAAUGAGCUACUUGAAAAGUAAAGAAAAAGGAUAUGGAAAACUAAGCAGUGAUGAAGACCUCGAGAUAAUUGUUGAUCAAAAGCAGGGAAAAGGCUCUAGGGCGGCAGAUAAGGCUGUUGCCAUGGUGAUGAAGGAGAUACCGAGGGAGGAGUCUGCUGAAGAAAAGCCCCUCCUUACUAUGACAUCACAGCUGGUGAAUGAACAGCAAGAAAGCAGACCCCUCCUGAGUCCCUCCAUCGAUGACUUUCUCUGUGAAACCAAAUCGGAGGCAAUAGCAAGGCCAGUAACGUCCAACACAGCUGUGUUGACCACAGGCUUAGACCUCCUUGACCUGAGUGAACCCGUCUCGCAAACCCAGACCAAAGCCAAGAAGCUGGAGGCCUCGUCGAAAACCGGAUCCCUCAAGAAGAAGGCCGAUGGCACCGAUCUCAUCGGGGCGGAGGCCGAACAGAGAGGCCAGCAGCCUCUUCGAGGCCCGGAGACGGCGUCCUUAGAUUUAGACAUUCAAACGCAACUGGAAAAAUGGGAUGAUGUUAAGUUUCAUGGAGAUCGCAGUAGCAAGGGUCAUCCAAUGGCAGAGAGAAAAUCAUGCUCCUCUAGAACUGGAUCGAAAGAACUCUUAUGGUCCUCUGAGCACAGAUCCCAGCCUGAACUCAGUGCUGGGAAAAGCGCCCUGAACGCCGCCGCUGAGUCAGCUGCAGAGCUGGAAUUAGUGCCUCCGACACAGGCUCGACUGACCAAAGAACAGCGCUGGGGAAGUGCAUUACUCUCCAGAAAUCACUCCUUAGAAGAGGAAUUUGAAAGGGCAAAAGCAGCAGUGGAGUCAGAUACAGAGUUUUGGGAUAAGAUGCAAGCAGAGUGGGAAGAAAUGGCCCGGAGGAACUGGAUAUCCGAGAACCAAGAAGCCCAGAACCAAGUUACCAUUUCAGCCAGCGAGAAGGGCUAUUACUUCCACACUGAAAACCCCUUCAAGGACUGGCCGGGCGCAUUUGAAGAAGGCUUGAAGAGGCUGAAGGAAGGGGACCUCCCCGUCACCAUCCUGUUCAUGGAGGCCGCGAUUCUUCAGGACCCGGGAGAUGCAGAGGCAUGGCAGUUCCUCGGGAUAACUCAGGCAGAGAAUGAAAACGAGCAAGCAGCUAUUGUCGCCCUCCAGAGGUGCUUAGAAUUGCAGCCCAACAACUUGAAAGCUUUGAUGGCUUUGGCCGUGAGCUACACGAACACGGGCCAUCAGCAGGAUGCCUGUGACGCGCUGAAGAACUGGAUUAAGCAAAACCCAAAGUACAAAUACCUGGUGAAGAGCAAGAAGGGAUCUCCAGGCCUGGCCCGGAGGAUGUCUAAGUCUCCGGUGGAGAGCUCUGUUCUGGAAGGCGUGAAGGAAUUAUAUCUGGAAGCCGCCCACCAAAACGGAGACGUGAUCGACCCAGACCUGCAGACAGGUCUCGGGGUGCUGUUCCACCUGAGCGGGGAGUUUAACAGAGCGAUCGAUGCCUUCAACGCCGCCUUAACUGUCCGGCCAGAGGACUAUUCCUUGUGGAACCGCCUGGGGGCGACCUUGGCGAAUGGAGACCGCAGCGAGGAAGCCGUGGAGGCCUACACGCGGGCGCUGGAGAUCCAGCCGGGCUUCAUCCGCUCCAGAUACAACCUGGGCAUCAGCUGCAUCAACCUGGGCGCCUACAGAGAAGCAGUCAGCAAUUUUCUCACUGCCCUCAGUCUGCAGAGGAAAAGCCGGAAUCAACAGCAAGUUCCUCAUCCUGCCAUCUCCGGGAACAUCUGGGCUGCCCUCAGAAUCGCGCUGUCUCUGAUGGACCAGCCAGAACUCUUCCAGGCGGCCAACCUCGGUGACCUGGAUGUCCUCCUAAGAGCUUUCAAUUUGGAUCCUUGAAAGAAAAGAAAACAUGAUAAUCCCUGUCUAUAUGUGUACUCAGAAAUGCAAACCUAUUUUAUUAUGAAUUCCAAAAUGGUGACACCGGAUGUUCAAAAGGCCGUGGUGAGAGAGCCUGAGGGAAUACCUACAGACAAUGCCCAGUCUCUGUUCAGAUCCUAAAGCACAAAAAUGUUAUAUGGAGUCAAGCUCGGGCUCGAAAGAAGAAGCGAGAGGCUCAAGACUAACCAAGAUAAAGUAACUAUGUGAAUACUCUUUCCACAAGCUGCAAGCCUGUCGCAAAACAUCUCCUUUGGGUUGUUGUCCCCACUUGCGACUGAUAACACAUCUAAGGGACUUGCUCGUGGGACACCUGGAGAAAGCACUGCCUCAGAUCAGGGAAUUCUGACUCUUUCUGAACUGUCCCGAAAUUCUCCCUUUUAGAAGAUUGAACGUAGUUUGGGCCAAGGUGCAUGCACAAAUAUUAACUCGACUAAAAAGAGGCAUUGCUUACACCCGUCCCAAUUUUAACUUUUACUGUAGCUUUUUGAUUCCAGAGAAGGAGCUUUGCUGGCAAAAAGCAGUUUUUGCACUAGAAAUUUUUUGCUGUUCCCAAUCAAAACUUUUCUGGGACUGUAUAUAUGCACUUUAAUAUCUUAUUUAUGCCUUGCUGGAGUUCUGUUUUGUUGCUCCAAUUUUUAACGUGGGGGGUAAAAGAUUUGGGAACUCAGCCUUGUUAGCUCAAUGGACCAAAUAAAAAUUCCUGAAAAUAGUUUUUCACAGUGUAGGGAUUUGAAGGAGUGUUUUCCUUAAAGCAGACGUGACAGAAGGUGUAAAUAUGCAAACACAGACCUUAUUCAUGUGCUGUCUGAGACUGUUUGACCUUAAGCAGGCGAUUAGGCCCUGUUUCUUCAUGCAUUCUCUGCAGGAUGGAAGUUCGAUGAUGUCAUGAUUUCUAAUGAGUUAACAUUAACUUACCUAAAUUUCAUAUUUUACUUGCUUACCAACUGCCCGGCACACUGAUAUUCCUUUUCCAUUGUUAAUAUUUUAAAUAGCAUUUCUUAAGAGUGAUAAAUACAUUUUU
Molecule: messenger RNA, 4006 nt
Organism: Pipistrellus kuhlii (Kuhl's pipistrelle)
Lineage: Eukaryota; Metazoa; Chordata; Mammalia; Chiroptera; Vespertilionidae
Gene: PEX5L
Product: peroxisomal biogenesis factor 5 like
Exons: 15
Coding region: 877-2943 (688 amino acids)
Biological process (GO): protein import into peroxisome matrix, docking
Cellular component (GO): peroxisomal membrane; cytosol
Molecular function (GO): protein binding
Source: RefSeq, a predicted model, not a curated record